Messenger RNA from Pseudozyma hubeiensis SY62, 3114 nucleotides. RefSeq names its product DNA-binding. Bases 1 to 3114 code for a protein of 1037 amino acids. Gene Ontology annotation, molecular function: DNA binding; DNA-binding transcription factor activity. The transcript is spliced from 6 exons. Gene Ontology annotation, biological process: positive regulation of transcription by RNA polymerase II; meiotic cell cycle. Gene Ontology annotation, cellular component: nuclear chromosome. Lineage: Eukaryota; Fungi; Basidiomycota; Ustilaginomycetes; Ustilaginales; Ustilaginaceae. The record is from RefSeq and is a predicted model, not a curated record.
AUGGUUAUUUCCAUCGAGUGGCGCUUCGACAACAACGACAAGAGGGCGGACCGAUAUCUCUAUCCAAUCGAGUUCGCAGAGCAACGAGAUCUCUCAUGCCUCGAGCUUCCGCUUCGUCUAAACGGUACGGUAUCUCGCGAGCGUUUCGGGCCUGACUUCUCGACCGGACUUGCCGAGUAUCGAAGGCUCCCGUCUUCCGGCGACUUGAGCCUCACCCGACGGAACGCUUUCGUGGAGCAGCCGCCGAUUGCUGACCAAGCGUUCAUGCCAAACAUGCCCAAGUCAGUCUCUGGCUAUAAGGUGGAUCUCAUCGCGUCGCACUCUCCGUCGCCAGGCCCCUCUUCUCCAGCGGCACCGACUCUGCUCUCUUCAUCGUCGCCAUCAGUCACACCAAGCUCGGGCUUAGCUGCUAUCGUCACCACAACCACCACCACCCAUUCUCAGCAUCCACGUCGGCUCCCUCGAUCCUCUCUCCCUGCCCUCAAGCGUCCUUCUCCUCUUGCCCUUCCCACUACUCGGUCUCGUCCGCGUGCUCGGCAGGCGGAGUCUGGAUCAAGCCAAAUUACGCCACCGUCGCCAGCCACUCCGUACCAUAGUCUCAAACGGUCGGAUCACUACGACUGGAGUCCCAUCUUACUCCUCACUCCGCCAAAUUCCUCGCGCAGUAGCGAGCAUAGGUCAUCGUCUUCGCCGCACGGCGAGGCAGACUCGAGUACUCGCUUUCCCAUUCCUUCUUUCUACUUCGACGACUGCCGCUGUGAACGGAGCCGGAUCUGGCCCACCUCACCAACUCUUUCGACUUGCAGAGCAAAGAAGGCUUUGCAGCUUCAGCCUACCCCUUUGCCCUUGCUGACCUCCGCAAAAGAGCAAAAUACAUUCGAUCGUUCAGCUCCGACCAGGUUGUCAUCCGAAAUGGUCUCGCACGAUGCCUCACAGUUCCCUUCGCGGACGCCUCCGGAGUCCGCACAUGGUGGAAUGUCUCCUACAACACACAACAUAGAUAGCCCAGUAGCCACGAGUGAAGAAUCGCACAAGAUGAAGCCCCCUUCCAAGCCACGGGCGCUGACGCUCGGCAGCAUCGAUCGACCCGUCUUGCCUCCGCUCGUUGGCGGCACCUCUCCAAGUCACCUUGGUCCCAUCCGUAGUUUUGCUUCCGCUUUUCGCAAGGGAACCGAGUACCGCAACAAUCCCUACUUUAUCUUCAACCCAGCUCGGAGGUCAAAUGACUACUUCACCCUUCCUGUGUCUCCUUCGCGCAUCGACACUAGAGCCUCUUCUCCUUUCCAGACACCAACGAGCUCCAUCCGCUCCACGUCCAGCGAGUUCGAGAUUGAAGACAUCAGAAUUUUGAGCAGGGCAACGAGCCACGCAAGCUUCGUACCACCCUCUUCUCGAUCGGAACUGUCGUCGCUAGUUGUUCGUCCCAUACUUCCAUGCCUUGGCACCGCGAUCGACAGCGAAGGAUCAACAGAGGAGAGAUCGAGAAGCUCGCGUUUGCCUUCAUCUCAUCUCGCUACACCCGACAACGCUCUCGGGCUCUUCCUGGAACCAACGCCCUUCCCAUCGGAGCCCUUGCACCUCGAAUUGGGAUCGAUCCAACCUCGUCGCCUGUCGCCUGGCACCGAGGCCGACUUUUACUUGGGUCAAGCCGGCGGCAGCGUCAACUUCCUUGACACAAGCGGAAGGAACAAGCAACACGUGCUGACACGUUCGCCAGCCUUCUUGUCCGAUGCAUCCUCCCGCGUUCCUUCGCUCUCCCCUAACAGCGACGACUCCCUGCACAAACUCUCCUUGGCUCGUCGUCACAACCUCAAUGAACGAGGUGCGGAGACAUCUCUCGUUCUGCCAUCGCUCAAGACUGACUACGAUGCUGGUGCACACCCUCUAGCCGAUGUUUCGGCUGCUAGGGUACAAACAAAGUCCGGUCUCCCGCAAGACAGCUUCAUCUACAAGAUGCCGGUCCUCCGUGCUAUGUCGCCCCUUGCGGAAAGCAGCAGCGACAGCGAAGACCCAGUGUCAGAUGAGCCUCUCGCUGUCCCAUCUUCUUUGACCAGUCCAUCAGUCUUGGCGUCUUCGACGGAGAAGGAGCCGCGGGAACUGUCUGUUCCGCAGGAAGGACGUACCGGCGAGAUCUUUGUCACCAUGAAGUCGCUUCUUCCUCUCACAAGCAAGCAGAGUCGCAGCAGCACCAUCGAUCAGCUCUUUUGCAAGCUCGAGUCGACCUCGCAUAAGUGUUUCAGCGUUGUCGAUGGAAAAUGGGCUUGCUAUCGUCGAAACUAUCUCAAGGUAGAUGUGUCCUUUCACUUUGAGGACGAACAAGGCCGGAGCCGAGACACAGUGGAAGGUGACCUCAUCUGUCAAGCCGGCAGUCCGUCAGCUUUCGUCGUCGACCGCUUCGCGGUCCAUCUGACCGCUCAUGUCAUCAAUAGCGACGGACGAAUCCAGAAAGGCCGUCAGGGUUUUGUCCCCCUGAUCCAAUUCGGACCUGCUCGCGAGAGAGGACCGCGAGAGGCUGUCCAGCCCGUCGAGCUGCGCAGCGGCGGUGGCAUCAGCAAGGACGCCUCGGUCAACGAGCAAACCGCCACAAGGUCCGGCUCCGUAGCUGCUUUUCGAAGAGUGCAGAUCCGCUCGGCCACGAUGAACAACGGACAGCGCGGUGCAGCUAGCCAGCAAUUCUAUGCUCUCAAGUUGACGUUGCUGGCGUACCCGAAGCAGAGCGCUCUGACGGCAAGCGCCGGCGUGGAAGUGGCAAGCCUGACAAGCCACCCGAUCACUGUCAGAGGCCGCUCCAAGGUGCACUACGCAGUGGCUCCUACCGCCACAGCGAACUCGGAAGCCCGCACCGUUGUGAACGCCGUCUCGCACAUCAAUGCUGCCAUGCCCACGACCACUCGAAUCCGCACGAAGCACAAAGGCUAUACCCGCAGUGGCGGAGAAUCAGCCGAACAUCGACGCAGCAGGCGUCUGCAGUACGACGACGCGCCCAUUGAUGUGAACGAGGUUGCAGACAUGAUGCAGGACGCGGACGACGAGGGGGAAGCGCGAGAUCUGCCCUAUCCAUACGUUGCCUCGCGAAGAAUCAGCAAGGUGAUGGACAUUCGCAGCAUCAUCUGA